Messenger RNA from Symsagittifera roscoffensis, 1833 nucleotides. RefSeq names its product palmitoyltransferase ZDHHC9-like. The record is from RefSeq and is a predicted model, not a curated record. Gene Ontology annotation, cellular component: endoplasmic reticulum; Golgi apparatus. The coding region runs from base 202 to 1557 and encodes 451 amino acids. Gene Ontology annotation, biological process: peptidyl-L-cysteine S-palmitoylation; protein targeting to membrane. NCBI's taxonomy places the organism in Eukaryota, Metazoa, Xenacoelomorpha, Acoela, Convolutidae. The transcript is spliced from 8 exons. Gene Ontology annotation, molecular function: protein-cysteine S-palmitoyltransferase activity.
AAUUGUUGUGAUAAACUUAUUAAAUAGAUUGAAAUGACAUUUUGAAGCAAGUCAGUGAUUCAUGACAGGACCGAUCCGAUCAAAUCAACAGCUGCACAACUAAUUCGGCUUUAGCGGCUUACACGCACUGUAGCUUACAGGGGCCAUACAUAUCACUAUCAGGGAGCUAUCUAAUCUUAGUGUCUAAGCCCUCUAGCAGGGAUGAGCGGCGGAGUUAACGGGAGAGGCGGAAGUGGGAGUGGUGGAGGGGGUAGGAAUUUGCGCUACCAGUUCCACCCUGGUCGCAACUCAUUCUUCUGCAACGGCAGGAUCAUCAUGGCCAGACAGUACUCGGUGCUCAUAGUCACUCUAUCCCUCAUUACGGGAACAGCCGGGCUCUUCUUCGGAUUCGAUUGCCACUACUUGACGAAGCACGUCUCAGUCGCCAUUCCAAUUGUGGCAGUCAUUCUCUACAUAUUUGUGGUGUCCGUCCUACUACGCUGCUCCCUCUCAGACCCUGGGUUCCUUCCGCGUGCCAGGCCAGACGAAACAAAGUUCAUUGAAGCAAAAGCUAUGGAGACUCUGCCACCGCAGAGUGACCCGAACGUGUAUAGGGCGCCCCCUCGUGUGAUCGAGAUUACGGUGAACGAGCAGACGAUCAAGUUGAAGUACUGCUUCACCUGCAAGUUCUUCAGACCCCCCAGGGCCUCCCACUGCAGCAUCUGCGACUGCUGUGUAGAGAACUUCGACCACCACUGUCCAUGGGUGGGCAACUGCGUGGGCAAGAGGAACUACCGCUUCUUCUAUCUCUUUCUACUCUCCCUAUCCAUCCUCACAGUCUAUAUAUUCGUAUGCAACGUCAUUCACAUGGUCCUCAGGACGCAGAACACAAACUUCCUGGAGACCUUGAAGUACACUCCGGCAACUAUAGUGGAGAUGUUGAUCUGUUUCUUCACUGUCUGGUCCAUCCUGGGUCUGGCUGGAUUUCACACCUACCUCGUGACCUCUUUCCUCACCACCAACGAAGACAUCAAGAGUGCGUGGACUCGGAAGAAGGAUGGGAACGGAAACCCAUUCGGACCAGGGGGCCUCAUAUCAAACUGUUGCGCUACUCUCUGUGCUCCCAUGUCACCAAGUCUGUUGCUUCUCCGUUAUCCAGUUACUCAAGAGCAGAUCAACGAGUAUGAAGCUGAGAAGAAGGAAGGUCAAAAACAGGCUGACAUAUACUCAGAGUAUUACCCGGCAUACGAAACUAACAAGCCAUACCCUGUACAACCUCCAUCGUCUUACAACACCCUCAACGGGUCCUCACACCACAACUCCCAGAUAGUAGUAACGUCAGCGCCCACUUCGCUUCAGCAGCAGACGCACCAUCGAUCGGCAACCAUCACCCACACCUCAGUGAUGGACCAUCAGCAGAUGGCAAACAACGGUGCUAACUCCUAUCCUACCAACACGAACUACUACCCUCAGCAGAUGGAAGUGCCCCUCAAUACGCAGCCAUACCCACCCCCUCAUAUGGCCUAUCCGAGUAUAAUAGAAGAGCACCGUCCGUCGCCAGGGGCCAUGUACACGUGAAGAAAGAGAUGGAAACGAGAAAGGCAUCCGGACAUUUGCAUAUAAUGACUGUUUUACUGCUUCUGAAUUUGAUAAAUGUCUUUUUUAAUUACCUCAAUCAGAGAAGAGCUAAUAUACAUACAAAAUUAGUUACGGCAAUCCAAAAUUGAAAAUGACGAGGGUCAAUGAUUGUGUAACGAUAUGACAACUUUCUUGCAGAAGAGUUAGGUAGCUCAACUGAUUUUUUUUCGUUGUUUUGAACAUAUUGUGAACGCAACGUGGCAAAAAAAUCAAUAU